Molecule: messenger RNA, 1200 nt
Organism: Penicillium salamii
Lineage: Eukaryota; Fungi; Ascomycota; Eurotiomycetes; Eurotiales; Aspergillaceae
Source: the annotation of a GenBank genome assembly
AUGGUCGCUGCAGCCGUCCAAAGUAGGCUUCCUCGUACAGGGAUCGCGACUCUCCUGGCAUCACUCGAUACACCAGGAGAGAUACAGCUACCUGAUGGCUCAAUUGUGGCUAUUGGGUCGGGCGAUCCAGUAUACCGGGUCAUCUUUCGCUCAAAGCGUGCGUUGAGGACCCCAAUGACUGAAAUUGGGAUCGGCCAGGCCUACCUGAAUGGCGAAAUUCAGGUACAGGGGGAUUUUGCCGCCCUGUUCGAUGCACGACAGAAGCUACCGGAUAAGGUACCAUUGCGGCAGAAGUUUCAAUUUGUGUAUGACUUUCUGCGCACUUCGACCAAGAUGAAUGCCGAAGCUGUUGGAGAUCACUAUAGCCUUGGGGAUGACUUUUAUCUCAGUUUUUUGGAUAAACGGUUCAAGCUUUAUACCCAGGGGUUAUUCAAGAACCCGGAAGAUACGCUGGAGGAGGCAUCGGAGCGGAAACUGGAGACCAUGUUCACUGCCCUAGAUCUCAAGCCGGGUAUGAGAAUACUGGACAUCGGGGGUGGAUGGGGUUGCGUGACCCAGUACUGCGGAGAGCGAGGUGUGCAUGUAACCACUCUCACUCUCACACACGACAGUGCUCGCUUCAUUGCACGCAUUCUGGAUUUGAAUGACUAUUCCGGCCAAGUUUACCUGCAAGAUUUCCUUGAGCACAACCCCGAAGAGCCAUAUGACCAUGUUGUCAAUUUCGGUGUGAUCGAGCAUAUCCCAAACUAUCGCAGGUUUGCAGCCAAAGUGUGGGAGGUUCUCAAGCCCGGUGGUCGAAUGUAUCUCGAUGGUUCUGCGGCCGUGGAGAAAUUUGCUGUAAGCUCGUUCACGCGGAAUUAUAUCUGGCGUGGGACGCAUACCUUCAUGACUCUUCAGGAUGUUCUGGCGGAGCUCUUGUUUCAUGGAUUCUCGAUCUUAGAUGUUGCUAAUGAGACCCGGGAUUAUGAGCUGACAAUGUUGGAGUGGGCUAAGCGGUUUGAGUCUGCUAAAGACGAUAUCAUCGCUGGUUGGGGUGAACACAACUAUCGUGUCUUCCGAUUAUUCCUGUGGGGUGGAACACAUGCUUUCAAAACCAAUGCGUUGCAGGCUUAUCAUGUGGUUGCUGAGAGGACUUCGUCGCCGGGCCCGCGCCCUUCUAUUCCUCGUCGUUUCCGACAGUUCUUGGGAAACUUGCGCUAA